CCUUUGCUCCUCCCGCCUCUCUCUCUCUCUCUCUCUCAUUUUGCUCUGAUCCGAUCGAUAUUGCAGUGGAAUCUAUUUCGAAACCCUAGCACUUGGAAUCGGAUUGGGGCAAAACAAGAAUCUCAUACGGCGAAUCGGUCCGCAAUCUUCGCGUAAGCUCGAUAUAGAUGUUUUUGAUGGUUAAGGAAGCUAAAUCUCGUCGGAUAUGACGAAAGUACUUGCUCCCGGUGCUUUGGAUUCGAGUUCUCUUCAGAUUGGUGGAGGUGCGAAGGUUGCGCCAAUGGCUAGGAGGAAGACGCCUUCGGAGCUGAGAGGAGAGCAGUUGAGACGGAGUAGUCUGAAAGACCAAGCUAAUGAAUCAUUUGAUGUAUUGCUGCGGGGUUGCAAAAGGACUAUCGAGACAGAUAAUGGAAUCAAGAAACAGGAACAGUUGAAGAACCCGAAAUACAUAGAGAUGCGUAUGGAUGAGUUAUAUCCCGUAAAAAAGGCUAGGUCUUGGAUGCUUUCUGGGAAAGAAAACCCCAAGGAAAACAAUGUCAAAGAGAAACCCAGUUGCCUAAAGAACGUUACUUUGAUUUCAAAUGUUGCUGCCAACAAAAGACAGCACCUUGUGCGUGAGCAGGAAAAUGCUGCUGCUGCUGAAGCUUCUGAUGAUGCUAAAGUCCAGGCUCAUCAAUCAAUUGAGACAUGUAGCCAGAGUAGAUUUCGCAGUGUCACAGAACUGUCAACUGUUGGUGUAAAAUCAUCGAACUUGGCAGCUAUUGAUAUGAACAAAGCGCUGAAAGCACUGGCCACUUGUGAACCAUUGCUGGGCCGGAUUGGUGAGUCAUCUGGAAAAUCUGAUAACCCUACACCAAGUGGGACUUUUGUGUCUGAGUUCCAUGUGGCGGGGCAAAAUAUUCCCCUGGACCUAUCGCUGAAGACUUGUAUGCGACUUGUUUCCACUUCUCCUGUAAAUUGGCUUCAUAGGUCAAUUAUGUGCAGUACCUACAAUGGCAUGCCACAGUUGAAAUCGCGAUCUGGUAAUGCCGAAAAUUACGAUACAAGUAGUUCUGGAUCAACAGUGGUUUCUCAGGUAUUGAAUUCCAUGGCGCUGCAUUCGUGGGUUCAUCCUCAAUCCACUCUGCCACCCUUUAUCAUUUCAGCGUUGGUAGCAUCAGGACAAGACAUGGCUGAAAUUGAUUUUUUAAGAGACCGGCAAUCAGCGUGGGAGGACUCUUUUCGAAGUCUGUACUUUAUGUUUCGAAAGAAUCUCUGCAACAUUUUUUAUGUCUGUACUUCACAGUUUGUGGUAAUGUUCACUGCUCGUGGUGGCAAUGGGGGUACCAAACGCUUAUGCAGUGGCUAUAUCACCCAAUCAACUAGAAGACUGAGAGCCCUGUUGAAAGAACUCGACAUAUGUUUUUCCAUGCCUCUUUGUCAAAGUAAAAUGGAGCAGGUCACUACUGAAGAUCUUGUUGAGCUCUCAGAGAUAGAGAAACAUAACUUAGGCCAGACUCGACGCCGGAGUUCUUUCUCUGACAUAGAUAAUACUCCAGAGUCUUUGUUAGCUUUUAUCGGAAACCAGAGCGUACAUGGGUUAUAUGACCUUCUGUUAAAUUAUAGGUCGUCAUUGGGAUUCUUGCCCACCGCUGAUGUUCCUGUGUUAUACUCACCGGUGCCCUUUCAGAACGCAGCAUUGUCCUCUCCCGAGAUCAAGUGUACGGAGAUGGUAAGGAUGGAACAUUCAGGUGCCCUGCCUCUGAAAACCCCACCAGGUGAUCAUUGCUGUAUGGUCGAGGUCAAGGGUUCUUAUCUUCCCCCAUGGAUUAUCAGCAAUAUGUGCGCUAUCGUGGGUUCUGAUGGACGAGACUUUGAAGCCAGCUUUGUGACCGAGCAAACCUCAGUCGGUUUAAACGUAGCUCUUCCAGAAGUCUCGGAGAAAACAGACACUGAACCUCGAGCAGAAGAAGGUACAUUACAAAUCAAUGAAGCCUUUGGUGUUCAUGGAGCCACGUUUUGCCAUCAGCUUCGGUCAGGCCAACUAAAAAGCUUGAAGUACUGCAAGCAAUCUUACAAGGUUUCACUAUCGCCUUUGUGAUUCUCCUCCAUUCAGUUUUUUUAUCAUUGUGCUGUAUGUUAAAAACACCAAAACAAUGAAUCUAAUCAAAACCCAAGGGUUUGUAAUUGUUAAUUUUUGGCUAGACAUUGAUGUACUCUCGGUCCUAUGAACCUGAUUGUGAA
This is a messenger RNA of Tarenaya hassleriana, 2223 nucleotides long. RefSeq names its product protein downstream neighbor of Son. Gene Ontology annotation, biological process: nuclear DNA replication. The transcript is spliced from 15 exons. Lineage: Eukaryota; Viridiplantae; Streptophyta; Magnoliopsida; Brassicales; Cleomaceae. The record is from RefSeq and is a predicted model, not a curated record. Bases 206 to 2080 code for a protein of 624 amino acids. Gene Ontology annotation, cellular component: nucleus.